This is a messenger RNA of Chanos chanos (milkfish), 1584 nucleotides long. It is a transcript of the gene mfsd2aa, whose product is annotated as MFSD2 lysolipid transporter A, lysophospholipid a. Gene Ontology annotation, cellular component: plasma membrane. The record is from RefSeq and is a predicted model, not a curated record. Gene Ontology annotation, biological process: lipid transport across blood-brain barrier; carbohydrate transport; lysophospholipid translocation. The coding region runs from base 1 to 1584 and encodes 527 amino acids. Gene Ontology annotation, molecular function: lysophospholipid:sodium symporter activity; fatty acid transmembrane transporter activity. The transcript is spliced from 13 exons. NCBI's taxonomy places the organism in Eukaryota, Metazoa, Chordata, Actinopteri, Gonorynchiformes, Chanidae.
AUGGCGAGAGGGGAGGGAGCCGAGCAAUUUUCCGCCACUUUAUUACCACAUGUAAAACCAGUUAGUCAAGAUGGAAUUAAAAUAGCCAAGAAACGGGAGCAGAGGAGUAAUCACCUGUCUUUGUGCAGUAAGUUGUGCUACGCUGUCGGAGGCGCUCCCUAUCAGAUCACGGGCAGUGCUCUGGGCUUCUUCUUGCAAAUUUACCUGCUGGACGUGGCACAGCCCAAUGAAUUACAUAUUGUUUCUAAUGUCUCUUUCUCUCUCUCUCUCAAGCUGGAACCCUUCUAUGCCUCCAUCAUCCUGUUUGUGGGCAGGGCUUGGGAUGCAGUGACUGAUCCUACUGUUGGUUUCCUGGUUAGCCGCAGCAGAUGGACUCGCUUUGGCCGCAUGAUGCCCUGGAUCCUCAUCUCCACUCCGCUUGCCGUGCUUAGUUACAUCCUGAUCUGGGUGGUUCCUUCCGUGGAUCAGCUGAGCAAGCUGAUGUGGUACCUGAUAUUCUACUGCGUCUUCCAGUCACUACAAACGUGUUUCCAUGUGCCGUAUUCAGCCCUCACCAUGUUCAUCAGUCCUGAGCAGAAGGAGAGAGACUCGGCCACAGCGUUUCGUAUGACAAUAGAAGUGCUGAGUAUUGUGGUUGGCACUGCUAUUCAAGGACUAAUUGUGGGCAACGCCAUACCCCCCUGUGUCGGAGGAAACUUGAACCUCACUAACGGUCUAAACGCAACAAUCUUCAACAGUUCACAAGAAAGCUCCCUGGACAAGACAAAACAAGCGUACCUGAUUGCAUCAGGUGUCAUUAGUGGUGUUUAUGUCCUUUGCGCGAUAGUGUUGUUCCUGGGUGUCCGGGAGCAGGAAGGACAUGAGCAUGUGAAAGUGAACAGGCCCCUGUCAUUCUGUGAAGGUUUGCAUUUGGUUUUAGGAUACAAGCCCUAUGUUAAGCUGGUCAUGGGCUUCCUCUUCACUUCCUUAGCCUUCAUGCUGCUGGAGGGGAACUUUAACCUGUUCUGCAUUUACGUUCUGGGUUUCAGAGACCAUUUUGCGAACAUCUUAAUGGUGAUCAUGCUGUCUGGGACCCUGAGUAUUCCUUUCUGGCACUGGUUCCUCACUCGAUUUGGGAAAAAGACUGCUGUUUACUUUGGCAUCACGUGGGCGGUGCCUUUCUUGAUUCUGAUUGUAUUGAUCACGAGUAAUCUCGUAGCGUCAUACCUGAUUGCCAUAGCUGCUGGGAUCAGUGUAGCUGCUGCCUUCCUCCUACCCUGGUCAAUGCUCCCAGACGUGGUUGACGAUUUUAAAGUGCAGAACCCUGACUCUCAUGGGCACGAGGCGAUCUUCUAUUCGUUUUACGUUUUCUUCACCAAGUUUGCCUCUGGAGUGUCUCUUGGUAUCUCUACUCUUAGUUUGGAGUUUGCAGGGUAUGUGAGCAAUGCGUGCGUGCAGCCAGACAAGGUCCAUUUAACCCUGAAGAUACUGGUCUCUCUAGCUCCCGUGGUUCUCAUCGGUCUGGGUCUCUUAAUUUUCAAAACGUACCCCAUCAGUGAAGAGAGGAGACAGGGAAACCGAAAAAUACUCCAGAACCUCCGGUGA